Molecule: messenger RNA, 1202 nt
Organism: Stereum hirsutum FP-91666 SS1
Lineage: Eukaryota; Fungi; Basidiomycota; Agaricomycetes; Russulales; Stereaceae
Product: nagb/rpia/CoA transferase-like protein
Exons: 7
Coding region: 73-1185 (370 amino acids)
Biological process (GO): translational initiation
Cellular component (GO): eukaryotic translation initiation factor 2B complex
Molecular function (GO): guanyl-nucleotide exchange factor activity; translation initiation factor activity
Source: RefSeq, a predicted model, not a curated record
CUGCCUUGCUUUGGCUUCGCUUUCUAUCUUGUUGCCACUUAAACCAUUUUGAAUCUUGCGGGUAACAAUUGUAUGCCAGUCGAAAUAUACAACGCCGCGAGUCAUCGCGCCGUCGAGAGCCUCGCUGCGAAGUUAAGAAGAAGACAGGUCGUAGGAUCACGACAAGCAGCUCUGGAAACUGCCCUCGUUCUACGCCAGGUUAUUUCCAAGGAACGCUUCCACAAUAUUGGACAGUUGGUGGAGAUCAUCCGGCAUGUAGGAAAGAAGCUCGUUGAGGCUCAACCCAAAGAGCACACUGUUGGCAACACCGUUCGCAAAUUACUCCACCUCAUCCGAGAAGAGUACAACAAUGCCUCGAAAGAGUCGAGUGUUCCCGCUGCAAAGGUUUUCUCCAUCUCCAAGUUCGUGCUACAAGGGCAACCGCGUAAACAGAUCACAGCCGAGAAAGCGGAGUCUACACUGGUGUUGAAGGAAGAUGAUCCGAGCGACCCGGACUCGUUUGCGAGGAUGUUGAAGCCGGUGGUUAUGGAGGCAAUACAAGAUAUCUUGGAUGAGAUUGAGACAGUGUACGACACCAUCUCAAAAAGCGCGAAGGAUCAUAUUCAUUCCGACGAAAUCAUCUUGACCAUCGGAAGAUCAAGUACCGUCGAAACAUUCCUCAAAUCCGCUGCACAUUAUCACAACUUCACCGUCAUUGUCGCGGAAAGCGGUCCGUCAUACGGCGGUCACGAUAUGGCUGGCUCGCUCUCCUCCGCCGGGAUCUCCACCUUCCUCGUUCCCGACUCAUCAAUUUAUGCUCUCAUGUCCCGCGUCAACAAAGUGAUCCUCGGCGCGCAUGCCAUUCUAGCCAACGGCGGCAUGUUCGCUCUCACAGGUUCUCAACUCGUCACAACUGCCGCACGCGCACACAGCACCCCAAUUGUUGUCUGUGCAGGUCAGUUCAAGCUUACACCGCUAUGGAACCUGUACCACGAAUACGGGGCCUUGGAUUUCGCAGACCCGAGUAGUGUCCUAGGGUUUGAGGAAGGUGAUCUGGUGGACAAAGUUGAUGUGGUGAAUCCCUAUUACGACUAUGUGAGACCUGAGCUUGUCGAUGUGUACAUCACCAAUGACGGCGAUCACCCACCACCGUCCAUUUAUCGACUGAUCAAGGAAUCGUACGACGACGAAGACAACGAAUUGUAGAUGUAUCUAGUAUUAUC